AUGAGUGGAGGGGAAUCCAGAGGAGGCUCCUGGAGGGGUGGGAGAGGAGGAAGAAGAGGAGGAGGAGGAGGUGGUGGUGGCGGUGGUGGCGGUGGUGGCAGUGGUGGCGGUGGCGGCAGUGGAUGGAGAGGAGGUGGAGGAGGAUGGAGAGGAGGUGGUAGUGGAUGGAGAGGAGGUGGGGGAGGAUGGAGAAAUGGUGGUGGAGGAUGGAGAGGGGGAGGAUGGAGGGGUAGACCAUGGAGAGGAGGAUCAGGAGGAGGAGGAAGAGGUUCAGGAGGAGGAGUAUGGAGAGGUGGAGGUGGUCUUGGGUCAGGAGGAUCAGGUACCUUCGGCACUCAGAGGGCUCUUUGUCAGGUUACUCUGGAUGCACUGUGUCCAUACAAAGGAUGGGCACUUUACUUCACAGAAGGCUUCAUAGAGAGUGCACCUACUGUGAAGAAGAUCAAAGUUUUUGAGAAAUAUUUCACUUCCAGGAUUCACCUGUAUGACAAGGAUGAGAUUGAGCGUCAGGGCAGUAUUCUGGUGGAUUAUGCAGACUUGAUUGGAGACAAGACUGUGCGUAAAGCGCUUCCUGACCUAACAACAGAGCUGAAGGAACAACCAGAGUUGAUACUCAACUCUUUGGGAGUGGCCAUUCACCAGGUGUUGACUGUAGAUUUGGAGAAACAGGCUGCUGAGUUGCAAGGGGAAGAGCUUCCUGUUGCUACUCCAAUCAUCAACAUCCCUCAUAUUAGCGCAAGGCUGUAUAACUACGAACCGUUGACUCCGUUGCGGACACUGCGUGCCAGUGUGUUUGGACGGCUGGUGUGUGUGAAGGGAACAGUGGUCAGAGUUAGCAAUAUCAGACCUUUCUGUACCAGGUUGGCCUUCAUAUGUCUGGGCUGCUCACAUACCCAGUCUCUGCCCCUGCAGCAUGGGAAAUACGCUACACCUACUAAGUGUACCCAGCCUGACUGUCGCAGUCGUUCCUUCACCCCUUGCAGGAGUUCUCCUCUUACACAUGCUGUAGACUGGCAGAUCAUCAAGGUGCAGGAGUUGAUGGGUGGGGAGCAGAGAGAGACUGGAAGAAUCCCACGCACUGUGGAGUGUCACCUGACCUCCGACCUCUGUGACAGCUGCGUCCCUGGAGACACUGUUACUGUUACAGGGAUAGUUAGAGUUACCAAUGAUGGUAUUUCCCGGGGAAAUAAGGAUCAGUGUAUGUUCCUCCUCUAUCUUGAAGGCAUUUCAGUCAGUAAUACUAAAGGUCAGCCGUCCAAGUCGGGUCAGGGGUCAAGAGGGUCGCUUGAAGAUCGUUCUGGCGGGGAGGAGUUCAGUCUGAAGGAGCUGUAUGCCAUCCAGGAGAUCCAGUCACAGCCUGACCUGCUGAGAGUCAUAGUGCACUCUUUGUGUCCUGUCAUCUAUGGCCAUCUACUGGUGAAAGCUGCUCUUGCCUUGGCAUUGUUUGGAGGCAGACAGAAACACACAGACAAGAACAGUGUUCCAGUCAGAGGAGACCCACACAUCCUGAUGGUGGGAGACCCUGGACUGGGGAAGAGUCAGAUGUUACAGGCAGUGUGCAAUGUGGCUCCCAGAGGAAUUUAUGUAUGUGGUAACAGUACCAGCACCACAGGACUAACAGUGAAUUUAUCCCGAGACGCAGGAACAGGGGAUUAUGCUCUGGAGGCUGGAGCCUUGGUGCUGGCUGACCAAGGUUUGUGUUGCAUUGAUGAGUUUGAUAAGUUGGGCAGCCAGCAGCAGGCUCUGUUGGAAGCCAUGGAGCAGCAGUCUGUGAGUCUGGCAAAGGCAGGAAUAGUUUCCUCUCUUCCUGCUAGAACCUCAGUCGUAGCUGCAGCGAACCCAGUUGGAGGACAUUACAACAGAGGCAAGACUGUCUCUGAAAACUUGAAAAUGGGCUCGGCUCUCCUCUCUCGCUUUGACGUUGUCUUCCUCCUGCUGGACAUCCCAGAUGAGUCACAUGACCGUCGCCUGUCAGAGCAUGUCAUGGCAAAUAGGGUAGGAAGAGGCAGAACCAGCAGUGCCACAGUCACCAGGGCUAACAAUCAGUUUGACACCUCCAUCCUAUUAGAAGACUCAGACAUGCCACUGUCUGAACGUUUACAGAUCCCUGCAGGUGAAACUUUAGACCCCAUUCCAACUUGCUUGCUAAGGAAGUACAUCAGCUAUGCUCGACAGUACGUACGUCCCUCACUGUCUCCUGAAGCAGCACAGACACUUCAGGACUUCUAUCUGUCACUAAGAUCUCAGCGGCAUUCUGCUGAUGCCACACCCAUCACCACACGACAACUGGAGUCUUUAAUUAGACUAACUGAGGCAAGAGCCAGGUUGGACCUGAGAGAGACGGCUACUAAGAGUGAUGCAGAGGAUGUGGUGGAGAUCAUGAAACACAGUCUGGCUGAUACAUAUUCAGAUGGCCUGGGCAAUCUGGACUUUGAGCGCUCUCAGCUUGGGUCAGGUAUGAGUCAACGCAGUGCUGGAAAACGAUUGAUCAACGCGCUGCACUCUCACGCACAGAGGACCAAUCAGAAGCAGUUUGACCUCCAGAUGCUUCGAACUGUGGCCAGCAGUCUGAACAUCAAGGUGGCAGACUUUGAAGGUCUGGUGAGUUCCCUGAAUGAACAGGGUUUCCUGCUGAAGAAAGGAGCCAAGUUAUACCAGCUGCAGACAGUCUGAUCACUGACAGCUGUAACAGACUCAGACUACACACCUGCUCCAUACUACAAGGUCAGUGUUUGGGAUUAUUGAAAAGGUUCUCUCUUUAUAGAAAAGAAAAAAAAAUGCUGGGGAAUCCAUUAUCCAGACUACUUUCACCAAAUAACCAGCAGACUGCAGUAGCAGAAAGGACAAAUCAUCUCACUGCUGAGAGAACAACACUCUCUGCAGGACCUCACAGCAGCCAUGGUUUCCUGAAUGAACAUAAACUUCCCGCUAAAAAGAGGAACUACCCUGAGCUGACUAGAGUGCACACACCUCUAUCGAAAUAGUCGGCAUUUCUUUACACGCGAAAAGCUUCCAACUGAACAAAUGUAUGACUGAUCAUACUUAUGAUUUGGUUUCGGUGUGAUGUUUCACAGAUACUAGUAUCUAAAUAAAGAUAUAAAAACAUAUCCAGAAUUUUGAAAUAUAUCUGGGUUUAGGCUGGUUUACACUAAUAGGCAGGUACACUUUUAAUUCAACAGUGCAUUGUGACUUUGAAAACAACAGCUGUUGCAGAAAAUUGUUAUACCGGUAUUUCAAAGUAAGGUUGGUCUUUGACGAUAUGUUGAAUGUAAGAGAAACUGUGAUUUACUUUUGUUUGAUUAUCAUUUAAUACUUGUGAAACUAUUUUUGAAAACAGUUAAAAUGUACUAUAUUUUAAACACCACAGUUAUUUAUGUGUAAUAUAUUUAUGUACAUAAAAUGACAUAUAUAUUAUGUGUAAAUAUGUUGUUUAGUAGCUUGGCAAGUUGCUUCCAGUGAUGCAGCUGGUCCUCAGUGUGUAGAGCAUUUUUGAUGAACUCAUCAAGUGCAGUAGCUGCUGGAUAACUGUUGACACAGUGAACACUCGUCCACUGAGGUUGUUCCUCAUUCAAUUCAAACAUUCAACAAUUGCAAUGCAAGAUUUUUUUCAUAUGAUCUAAGUAUCCAAAACUGCAGCCCCAUUCAAACAUUUUUAAUCAGCAAAAAGCUCAAGACAAUGAGCAGAUAUUACCUUUACUACUAUGUGGUGUUGAGCUUCCAGAUAUAUUGUCAUCACAUUUUUCCAUUUUCUCAAACAUUGGUUUUGAAAUCAGCCUCGAGAAUCUUGGUUGAGCUAUAGUACGUUGAUCUAAAAAGCUGCACAUAUGCAAUAUUUGCUUCUCAUUUUUCUCUCACUGUUUUCUCAAAUGUUCUGUAUUAUCCUCAUACUUUUAUCUGGUUACUUUCUAUAUGGUGUGCACUUUGUUAGUUAACAUGAAAUCUCCAGUUAAUAAAUUUGCUUUUCUGUAAAUAACA
This is a messenger RNA of Lates calcarifer (barramundi perch), 3975 nucleotides long. RefSeq names its product minichromosome maintenance 8 homologous recombination repair factor (gene mcm8). Gene Ontology annotation, biological process: double-strand break repair via homologous recombination. The record is from RefSeq and is a predicted model, not a curated record. Gene Ontology annotation, cellular component: nucleus; MCM complex. Gene Ontology annotation, molecular function: ATP binding; single-stranded DNA binding; ATP hydrolysis activity. NCBI's taxonomy places the organism in Eukaryota, Metazoa, Chordata, Actinopteri, Centropomidae.